AUGUCGCAUACAUUAGUUUCAGUUUUCUUCUCUUUCACUCUCUUUGUCUUUCACCUUGCUCUCCUUUUACUACCUUCCAUUUCUUUAACAAAUUUUUGGAAGAGAAUAUUUUUUUGGCCUUUCUUUUCUAUUUUUUUUCUUUUCCUUCCUUUCUCCAUUUAUUUAAUCUUCCUUUCUCUUUCUCCCUCUCUCACUUUCCUUCGCUCCCUCUCUGUUUGCCUUCCUUUCCCUUUUUUUUUUUCUUCUCUUCUUUCUUUUUCCUUCCUUCCUUCUUUCCUUCCUUCCUUCUUUCUAUCUUUCAUUCUUUCUUUUUCCGUAUUUCUUUCUUUCUUUCCUUCUUUCUUUCUCUUUCCUUCUAGCUAUAUUUCUUUCUUUCUUUCUUUCUUUCUUUUUCCUUCCUUCAUUUCUUCCUUCCUUCCUUCCUUCUUUCCUUCCUUCUUUCUUUCUUUCUUUUUCCGUAUUUCUUUCUUUCUUUCUCCUUCUAGCUAUAUUUCUUUCUUUCUUUCUUCGUACUUCUUUCUUUCUUUCUUUUUCACUACUUUUUAUUUAUCCUCUAUUAGUUUCUUUCAUUUUCCUCUCCUUUUCUUCCAUCUUUACUUUUACUGCUUUUCCUUUUUUUAUCCUUUCUUUCUUUUUCCUAUCUCUUUCUUACUUUCUAUCUUUCUUUCUCUCUUUUUUCCUUUGUUAUUUCUUUCUUCUUUUUUCUUUCUUUCUUACUUUCUAUCCUUCUUUCUUCUUCCUUUUUUCUUUCUUUUUUUCAUCAAUCUCAUUGCCUUUAUUCAUUGCGUUUGUCUUCUUUCUAUCUUUAUUCAAUUUCAUGACUAG
This is a messenger RNA of Acanthosepion pharaonis, 825 nucleotides long. The record is from the annotation of a GenBank genome assembly. Lineage: Eukaryota; Metazoa; Mollusca; Cephalopoda; Sepiida; Sepiidae.